Messenger RNA from Fomitopsis serialis, 2927 nucleotides. RefSeq lists its product as uncharacterized. Gene Ontology annotation, biological process: small GTPase-mediated signal transduction. The coding region runs from base 473 to 2689 and encodes 738 amino acids. The transcript is spliced from 4 exons. The record is from RefSeq and is a predicted model, not a curated record. Gene Ontology annotation, molecular function: GTPase activator activity; small GTPase binding. Lineage: Eukaryota; Fungi; Basidiomycota; Agaricomycetes; Polyporales; Fomitopsidaceae.
GUCCAACUUCUGUCUGCCUCACUGAGGGCACGAGUCGCACAUAGAUCGACAUUUCACAAACGGGAGAGGCAAGGAAUCACAAGUUAGUCUCACAUUGAAGAAGGGGGAAGCAAAAGAUAAGCAAGGAACAAGGAACAGCACGGACACGAGCCGCUGGCCCGGCGCUCGCCAGCGAUCGCCCGCGGCACGGCUGCACGGAACGCUCGUGGGCGGAUCAAUUCUCCCAGCCACGUCUCGUCCCAAACAGGCAAAACGGCGGGACGGCGGUUGCCGUUCGCAUCUCGACCAAGUACGGCAAUGUCACCCGGUGGCGGAUGUGGUGGGCGCACGGAUCCUCAGCAUCCGUGCGUUCAUGUCCGCGCUCAGGGUCGCAGAAAUACAUAUAAACAUCGUCGAGGUGGCCUGGCGGUGAUUCAUUUCUCCAUCCACGAAUCGCUGCGUACACAUUUGCUACGCCGUCGCGACCUUCCCCAUGCCGUCAUCUCACCGCUCACGCUCUCUUUCCCCCGACGCAGUCAACACAUCGCGAACAGCCUCCGGCAAGCAACGCUCGUCAUCUGUCCCCGCAACGCGACCUCAACUCCCCCUGCGCGGGAUCCUCCGACCUACUAUCGCGGACGCCAAUCACCAUGCUGUCUCGCCCGUUCGAGGCAUCCUGAAGAAACCGACCCCGCAAGCCCAAGCCUCUAAAUCUUCCUCCGCAUCAUCUGCACUCGGUGCGCAGAUCAAACAUGACGACCCGGCAAUUUCACAACGCUCCACCACCGACAGAUCGCGGCCUCAUUCCUCAUCAGACCCCGCACCCCACACUCGCACCCCAGAUUCUGCGAUCAGACCGCGCAGCACGUCCCACACAAACGCGGAAGAGGACUACGUUGCCCGCGCCUGCGGCCAUCUUCCUCCCUUCCCCGAGCAUCACCGACACCGUCCCCGGUCCAGCACGGUCCCCUCCGUACCCAGCAGGCUCGCGGGGCAGUCUUCAGAUGGCUCCGACACCGAGGGGAAGCAUGCCCGUCAAACGCGGGGCCGCGCUACCUCCGCAGCCGUGCGGAAGUCAGCCCCGUUCUCAAAGUCAAACUCUCCGUCGCCGGAGAAGCGGGACGCCGACCAGACGUCCAAGCUUGUAGGGAAGAAGGGCAGCCCCGUGCCCCGGCUGCCCUUCCAGAUCGCCGAUCACAAGGACGUGAUGAACGACCUUACCCAGCUGCUUCAUGAACGUCAGGAGAGGCUGGCGGACUAUCUCGACCUUCGGGUGUUUGGCGAGCAGAAGAAGUUUGAGCGUGAGGCCCGAGAACAUUUUCUGAAGCACAAGGAUGAUCCUCCUGAACAGGAGGAGAACCCUGACGGCAAGCCUCCGAGAAUAUACCACAUGUCCGUUCUCGAAAUGAUGGAGGUCUCAUCCACCACGAUCGUCAUGAACGGGUAUCAGCAUGAUCUGCCUGCUGUCAUCUACGAGUGUGUUGAAGAGCUUUACAGAACAGGCAUUUAUGAUGCAAAUCUCUUCCGCGGCACGCCCAUCAAGCACAAUAUCGACAAAAUGCGGCGCAUGUUCGACCACGGCUACAAGCGCCCUCUAGGCGUGCGCAUCGGCCCCCUCGCGAGAUCCAGCACUGCCGACAUCUGCGGGUUGUUUGAGACCAUCCUGGAGCAUCUCCCCGAACCGCUCAUCCCGCAAGACCUCAACUACGGUCUCUGGAAGUGGUGUGUCAACCCUGUGCUCAAGCGCGAGUGGGAUAUCAUCUUUCCGCCCGUAACCAAGCGGACGCGGAAGACGCUCCGCGGCACCAUCCCGGAGAUGGAGCACGAGAUCAUCGAGCCCGCGUCGCUCACGCCCACGGAGCGGCGCGCGAUCCGCGAGGCGUUCGACGCGCCGCUCAUCGAGAUCGCCCAGCACGUCCUCCGCCUGCUGCCCGUCGAGCGCCUCUCGCUCCUCGUGUACCUCUUCGACUUCUUCAAGCAGGUGCUCGCGUACACCGGCAACGGCAUCAGCGCGGAGGUCAUCGGGGAGAAGUUCGGGUUCUACCUGCUGGGCGGGGCGAGCUACGCCGCGGGGCGCACGCUCGCCGUGUGGAUGCUCGACCGCUGGGAGCGCCUGUCGAAGGGCCUGCUGGACGUCGCCCCGCCCGGCACGCGCCGCUUCGUCACGCAGAAGCCGGACCUUGCGCGCCGCCGCGCGGAGGAGGCGCACCGCCGCCGGUAUGCACCCUCCCCGCACCAGCCGUACCAGGAGGGCUAUGAUGCGUGCGCGGAUGCGGGCUCGGGCUCGUCAGCGUCGAGCGACACUACGAGUACAUCUUUCGGCAGCUCUGUCGACGGACGGGACGACGACGAGGCUGCGUCGGUCCUUGGCUAUUACCUCGGCGAGCAUCCGCGCUCUGACGAAUGCCCUUGCAAGCCUCGUCACGACGUCGGCGAAGAUUCGCGCGUCUAUACCCCGAAGCCUGAGCCGCGCAGGCGCUCUCCGUCAAGAAACGAUGGCGAUAUCCAUCGCUUUAGUCGAUUCGGCGAUGAAAGCAACGUCGUAAGCUUAGUCGACGCCUCCCGCCGCAUUGCCGAGCUCGAACGCGAGCUGCAGCAGAGCAACUCGUUCCGGCGGCUCCUGCGCAGGGAAGCGAAACCGUCGCGCAAGCACCGUGAGGAGCUGGAUCAGGAUCAGGAUUGCGAUGACGACUACAGUCAUUAUUUUUAGCCUGCGAUUGUUGGAUUGGCCUACUGUAUUGUACUGCAUUUCUGUUGCGUUGGAGUAAGAGGCUGUACUGUAGCGAUAGCAAGGAAUGGACUCUGGUACAUUACUUGGACGAUCAACGGAAUGAUUCUGAUAAGUGUACAUGUGGCGGUUCCGAGGCGAAGAUACAUUGCAAGCCCGUGUCCUCAGGCUCAGUGAGGCGGUUUCUGUCAAGUCAAUUCCCCGCGUCCCGCGCUGUCGG